This is a messenger RNA of Merops nubicus (carmine bee-eater), 425 nucleotides long. It is a transcript of the gene LSM8, whose product is annotated as LSM8 homolog, U6 small nuclear RNA associated (S. cerevisiae). Gene Ontology annotation, biological process: mRNA splicing, via spliceosome. The coding region runs from base 38 to 265 and encodes 75 amino acids. Gene Ontology annotation, cellular component: precatalytic spliceosome; U6 snRNP; U4/U6 x U5 tri-snRNP complex. The record is from RefSeq and is a predicted model, not a curated record. Lineage: Eukaryota; Metazoa; Chordata; Aves; Coraciiformes; Meropidae. The transcript has 3 exons. Gene Ontology annotation, molecular function: RNA binding.
GUCAGGCACUGUUGCAGUAAUUACUUCUGAUGGAAGAAUGAUUGUGGGAACCCUCAAAGGUUUUGAUCAGACGAUUAACUUGAUUUUGGAUGAGAGCCAUGAGCGAGUGUUCAGUUCUUCACAAGGAGUUGAACAAGUAGUGCUGGGAUUAUACAUUGUAAGAGGUGAUAACGUUGCUGUCAUUGGUGAAAUUGAUGAAGAGACAGAUUCAGCUCUUGACUUGGGCAAUAUUCGAGCAGAACCUUUAAACUCAGUUGUGCAUUGAAAAGAUGGAAAUGCAGAGACUUUGUAAAUCUUUGGUUGUACAGACCUAUUUAAUAAUGUGGACAGUUUUUAUAAACUAUGCUUAAUUUCGGUCACCUUUUUUUUUAUCAUGAACAUGUUGUAGUUUUGCAUGUAAAGUAAAGUUUCUAUGUUUUACUAAA